AUGCCAUCGUCCAACAACUCGGUGGUUCCGUUACCACUCUCGAUGGCAUCUGAACGAGACAAGGAGGCCUCAAAGGCUGUUGUUGUGAGUGGAGAGAAAAUCACUCAACAAACUCUGCACGGAGUAGACCCUAAAGAUGAUAAGGCAACAGUUACAACAACAACGGAGCAAGAAAUUGAGGCUGCUACUCAUCAAAUCCGAUUCGGAACAAUGUCAGAGGUCGUGAACAAUCCAGUACGACCUCAACAACAAGAGGAAUAUGUUUCUUCAUCUUCUUCGUCAUUUUCAACAAAAAAUACAAAGAAUCACUUUAUUGAUGAUGAUAGCGAUGACGGAGAUGACUCUCCAAAUGCUGGAAAUUUAAUUCAAAUUUCAGUGCCGUCUCGAAAAUCAAGUAGUUCCUCUUCUUCGCAGCAGAUUGAAAGACCUCUUUCAGAGGAAGAUCUUUCCUUCCUUAAAUUGGACAGAGUGGUUUUUGACCCUCAUGACACCAACGGUGACGAUGGAUUUUUGAGUUUUGUACAUAAGAACCAUAAGAAUUAUUUAAAAGUUUUCUUGAUGACAUGGAACAUGCAGGGAUUGUCUUCGCCGAAUGAAGAAUACAUCUCAUCGUUUGUGCCCAUCAACAAGUAUCAUAUUUAUUGUUUUGGAACUCAAGAAUGUGAGAGAUCAAUAGGAACCUCUGUAAUCAUUGAUUCUAAAGCAAAAUGGGAAAAAACUCUAACAAACGUUAUGGGAGACUCAUAUGUUCCACUUGAGAGUAACACCCUAGUGGCUAUCCAUAUCAUCAUUUUUGUCAGAAAGGAGUUGCUGUCACAAAUAUCACAGGUCACUGUGUCAAGUGUUGCGACUGGACUUUACAAUCAAAUAGGAAAUAAGGGUGGAGUUGCCAUUUCAUUCAAGUUGGGCAAUCGAAAGUACAUAUUUAUUAAUAACCAUCUUCCUGCCCAUCAGGACAAUGUUAAGGAGAGAAAUGAAAGUUUUGAACGAAUCAUCAGCGGAGUUGAUUUUGAUGGCAAAAUUAAGCCAUCAAAGACCAAAGUGAAUCCAUCCGCAUCCACAACCUCACACACCAAUUUUCAUUUAUUCAAGAGAAGUGAACGACCUGACAUUUUUAAGAAGAACAAUUUUGUAUUUUACAUGGGAGAUUUAAAUUAUCGAAUCAACGGGAAUAGAAACGUCGUUGACAAGGUUUUAAAGAUGAAUGAUUUACAAGUACUUUUACAAAAUGAUCAGCUCAUUAUUGAACGAAAGAAAGGAUCAACCGAUUUAAGGUUUUUUGCUGAGGGAGAAAUUUCAUUUCCACCCACAUACAAGUAUGAGAAAAAUUCGAAUCAAUACGAUUUGAGUAAGAAAAAGAGAAUACCCGCAUGGACAGAUAGAAUCAUGUUUAAACCUUCAAAACAAGGCAAAAUUGAAUUAAUUGACUACAACUGCUUUCCACAAGCUAAAUUUUCAGAUCAUCGACCAGUUUAUGCCACCUUUCUCGUGGACAGCCCUGGUAUAUCUCUUGAAAAGCAAGAACAUUCCAAACUGUCAAGCUCUACAUCGUCCUCUGUCUGUUCGAUACAAUAA
This is a messenger RNA of Naegleria fowleri, 1575 nucleotides long. RefSeq lists its product as uncharacterized. Lineage: Eukaryota; Heterolobosea; Eutetramitea; Acrasida; Naegleriidae. The coding region runs from base 1 to 1575 and encodes 524 amino acids. The record is from RefSeq and is a predicted model, not a curated record. Gene Ontology annotation, molecular function: phosphatase activity. Gene Ontology annotation, biological process: phosphatidylinositol dephosphorylation. The transcript has a single exon.